AUGUCGGAGGACUUUAGCGAUAUUGCAGACCCCGAUGGUCAAGGGUCUACCAAGGUCGACCGGGAUCGCAGGAUUCCUCGCUUCAGCUGGACACCAGCUUAUGAAGCCACCUUCUUCCGCAGCCUAUGCGAGAGCGUCCAGCUUGGACUCCGCGAAAACAGCAGCUUCAAAGCGGAAGCCUGGGAGAGAGCAACCCUUGCCUUGUCAGAGAGCCACAACGCAUUUCCCACUAAAAGCCAUCUCAUCAACAAAAGUGACAAUGCCAGAAAACGAUUUCGAUUAUGGCGUGGGCUGCGGGAAGACCCGGAAUUUGUAUAUAAUCCAGAUACCAGGACCGUCACAGCACCGGAGGAUGCCUGGCGCCGGAGGAUAGAGAGGGAGCCUUUGUCUCGUGCUUUGCGCGGACGCCCGUUUGACCAUGAAAGCUACAUGGAAGUUUUAUAUCCUGAUGUUAUUGGAUCGGGAGGAGCACCUAAAAGGAUUAUGAAGCCCAAGAGACGCACUGACUGCCUUCCUGGGGAUGAAAACGAAGUACCAGGCACCAGUGUGCUCAAUUUGCGAGAAAAGCAGCGGGGCAAAGAAGGCAUUCUCGACGACGAAGCAUCGCCCUCGUCAUCGGGUCAGGCAGCCACUGUUUUUACUGCUUUACCAGCACGCAGCGCCAACAUCAUGUCAGAUACAGCUGCUCUUACGCCACCCGAUGAAUCAUCCAACGCUGGACGCAAGCGUAAUCUUUCAGACUCUGGGCCUCAGCAUACCAUGGAUAUCCCACGCAACCAGCCCAAUAGCCCAGGCGAACGACCGUAUCCCAUCAAUUCGCCGGAGAAGCGAGCCCGUCAAGCCAUGCAUAUGGACCUUGGGCAUAUUUCAUCUCCGGGAAUGCUCAAUUCGUCCAUCCUUCCCCUAGCUACUCCGCCAGCCAACGCCACCCCAGGCUCUCAACAGGAAACGAGCCUGCCUAGCAUCCGUCGUGCGUUUGCUGAAGAGCUCGCCGAUAGUGUGACUGGACGUGGGGCGCGCCAUUGGCGCGAAGAUGCUGUGGAUUUAUUCUUUAGAGAUUUUGCCGACGAAAGCACCGAGGUCCAGAUUGGCAUCUCACAGACAGUGCUUAGCGAUGAGCAUACAGCCAUGGUGUUCUGCAAGAUGCCCCCGAGGGUGAGAGAACACUGGGUCAGAACGCAGCGAGAUAACGUUAUUAGAAGGGCGCCAUACUAA
Molecule: messenger RNA, 1215 nt
Organism: [Torrubiella] hemipterigena
Lineage: Eukaryota; Fungi; Ascomycota; Sordariomycetes; Hypocreales; Clavicipitaceae
Source: the annotation of a GenBank genome assembly